AUGGAGGGUCGCAUCUUCGCGUUGACACUUCUCACGGCUUCUGCGCAUAGCGAACCGCCUCUUCAGGGUUACAACUACCACGCGCCGAGUGCAUUUGGGACCGCCAACAAUUACCUGCCACCAAGGAAUGGCUACAUCCCACCCAGUGGCAGCUACCUGCCACCGAGUACUCACAGCUCGGUCUCCGGUCUCGACCACGAUGGCCACGGCGGUCACGACCACGACGUGGAC
Iphiclides podalirius (scarce swallowtail) is the source of this 231-nucleotide messenger RNA. The record is from the annotation of a GenBank genome assembly. Lineage: Eukaryota; Metazoa; Arthropoda; Insecta; Lepidoptera; Papilionidae.